AUGGCAGGCGACGACUUCGCCGUCGAGGCGUUCACUCUCUUAGCCAUCGCCAUCGUCACUAUAGCCAUACGCAUCGUUGCACGAUGGUUCACGGCCGGCUGGAAGAACUUUAUGCUCGAUGAUUAUUUGAUGCCGUUGGCGGGGGUAGUAUACGGUCUCGAAACAGGCGCCGCCUACUGCGUCAGCGCGUGGUGGAAAGGUCUCGCCAACAAUGCCAUGACGGACGCUGAGCGCGCUGCGCUCUCUCCUACUUCAGAGGAGUACCAUUUGCGGGUUGGGGGGUCCAAAACGCAGGUACUGGGGUGGUCGCUGUAUACCACGUUGCUGUGGCUGCUGAAGUCAUGCAUGGCGGUGUUUUAUUCUCGAUUGACGGCCGGCCUCAUCAACAUGCACAUCCGCAUCCGCAUCGCAUACUUCCUCAUCGGAGCCACUUACAUCGCCGUCAUCGUCAGCAUCCUCGCAGGAUGCCACCCUAUCCAGAAGAACUGGCAGAUCAACCCCAACCCGGGGAACUACUGCCAGCCGGCUGUCUCACACAUCGACGUCUAUGUGACGGUGGUAUUAAACGUCUUUACAGACGUGUAUUUGAUUUCCAUCCCAACCCCUAUCUUGUUCAAAGCUCGUCUUCCCUGGCGCGAGAAACUCGAACUCCUUGUCCUCUUCAGCGGGGGUACCUUUGUCAUGGCUUGUGGUAUCCUUCGUUGCGUACUGAUCGUCACCGCCGGCGCCAACGGCGCCUCCCAAGCCGGCAGCUGGGCCUGCCGCGAGACCUUCGUAGCGGUAAUAAUCGGCAACGCGCCGAUGAUCUACCCGAUGUGUCGCAGACUGGCCAUGCGAGCAGGGUGGUACAUGUCCACCAAGGGGACGAAGGGCAGUUCGCAGAGCUAUCCGUUAUCAGAUGGAGCGGCACAUUCGGGCACGGAUAAUAGUAAGAAUAAGAGACGCAAGUUCAAACACCCGCUGUCGUUGCCGGAUACGCAGUGGAAUACGGUUAGUGAUGAGCAGAUGAUGCUCCCGCCGGGAGAGUGGGAGGUUAGUCAUGCUGCGAGGGAUGGGGAUGGGAGUGCAGUUGUUCCUGGGAAUGGAGGGGUGUAUGAUGGGGGGUGGAAGGGGGGGAGGGAGACGGUCGUUUCGACGGCGUAA
This is a messenger RNA of Aspergillus luchuensis, 1143 nucleotides long. RefSeq lists its product as uncharacterized. The transcript is spliced from 5 exons. Lineage: Eukaryota; Fungi; Ascomycota; Eurotiomycetes; Eurotiales; Aspergillaceae. The coding region runs from base 1 to 1143 and encodes 380 amino acids. The record is from RefSeq and is a predicted model, not a curated record.